Messenger RNA from Striga hermonthica, 1032 nucleotides. The record is from the annotation of a GenBank genome assembly. NCBI's taxonomy places the organism in Eukaryota, Viridiplantae, Streptophyta, Magnoliopsida, Lamiales, Orobanchaceae.
AUGCAGGUGAAAGGGGUGGAGUUAACGCACCGCAAUUUCAUCGCGGUCACGGCCAAUUACUUCUACCAAAGGCUGGAGAAAUCGUCUCCGUCGGUGGGCCUUUCCACGGUGCCAUUGUUCCAUGUGUUUGGGUUUCAUUACUUGUUGAAAUCGGUGGCCCUGGGCGAAACGGUGGUGGUGAUGGGGAGGUUUGAUUUGGGGAAAAUGCUGAGGGCGGUGGAGGAGCACAAGGUGACGUUGCUGGCGGUGGCGCCGCCAGUCGUGGCGGGGAUGGUGAAGAGUGAUUUGACUCGGAAAUUUGACCUGCAAUCGCUGGAGGCUGUGGGCUCCGGCGCCGCCCCACUUGGCUUAGAUCUUCGUAUUGAAGCUUUUAAGAAGAAAUUUCCGAAGGUUUCUCUGUACCAGGGUUACGGGAUGACAGAAACGAGCGGUGCACUAUCUAGACCAGUUGGUGAUGAUGAAUAUGCUCGAUUGAGUUCAGUUGGAAAGUUGAUUGGGACUAUUGAAGCCAAAAUCGUUGAUCUGGAUACAGGUGUUGGCCUGCCUCAAGGCAAGCUGGGGGAAUUAUGGAUAAGAGGACCGACCGUAAUGAAAGGAUAUGUGGACAAUCACAAGGCGAAUUCCGAAACCUUGGUGGGAGAUGGGUGGUUGAGAACUGGUGACAUUUGCUAUAUCGAUGAUGAGGGCUUCCUUUUUGUGAUCGAUAGAGUGAAGGAGUUAAUCAAAUACAAAGGAUAUCAGGUUUCUCCUGCUGAGCUGGAAGAACUGCUCCUCUCUCAUCCUGAUAUCAUGGAUGCUGCUGUUAUACCAUACCCUGAUGAAGAUGCUGGUCAAGUGCCCUUAGCCUUUGUAGUUUGUCGCCCCAAAAGCAACCUUGAUGAGCAACAAAUCAUCGACUUUAUUGGAAAACAGGUUUCCCCGUACAAGAAAGUAAGACGAGUAGCAUUUAUUAGCUCUAUACCCAAAAGUGCAUCCGGGAAGAUAUUGAGAAAAGAAUUACUGAAAAAUUCAUUGCCUCGGUCUAAGAUUUAA